Molecule: messenger RNA, 1954 nt
Organism: Vitis riparia (riverbank grape)
Lineage: Eukaryota; Viridiplantae; Streptophyta; Magnoliopsida; Vitales; Vitaceae
Product: serine/threonine-protein kinase BSK1-like
Exons: 9
Coding region: 239-1765 (508 amino acids)
Biological process (GO): protein phosphorylation; brassinosteroid mediated signaling pathway
Molecular function (GO): ATP binding; protein binding; protein kinase activity
Source: RefSeq, a predicted model, not a curated record
GAAGAAAUAGAUUUCCAAUUUUUCCAUUUCCAUCGUCCUUCUCCUUUAGAUCUCUUUCUCUUCUCUUUCUCUUACUUUCUCUCUCUUAUCAUGUCACACGCGCAAAUAUACGGAGAUACACUCUUUCUCUUUCUCUAGAAUAUAUUGUCUUCUAUGUGACCUCGUUUGCUCCAGAGCUUAGUUGGGUUGGGUUGGGUUGAGUUGGAUUCGGUUCGGACGGAGCCGACACGGCGGAGUCAUGGGCUGUUGCCAAUCAUCGCUGUUCAAGCGAACUCGCUCGGACAAGGACAGAUAUCCCCAGACGACUGGUUUGAACCACACGCCGCCGUCUAAUGGCACUGACGCUGCCGCCGCAGGUGUCGGAGAUGGGGGCGGAGGAGCUGGCGGAGUGCCAGCUUUCUCGGAGUUCUCGCUCGCGGACCUCAAGGCCGCCACGAACAACUUUAGCUCCGACUUUAUCGUGUCCGAGAGCGGAGAGAAGGCCCCCAACGUGGUUUACAAGGGCCGCCUCCAGAACCGGAGGUGGAUCGCGGUGAAGAAGUUUACCAAAUUGGCCUGGCCCGAUCCUAAGCAGUUCGCGGACGAAGCAUGGGGCGUUGGGAAGCUGAGACAUAGAAGACUUGCGAAUUUGAUUGGGUACUGCUGCGAUGGUGAUGAGAGGCUGCUUGUGGCUGAGUAUAUGCCGAACGAUACUCUUGCGAAGCAUCUAUUCCACUGGGAGAACCAAACAAUCGAGUGGGCAAUGCGUUUAAGAGUUGCUCUAUAUAUUGCUGAAGCAUUAGAUUAUUGUAGUGCCGAAGGGCGGCCAUUGUACCAUGACUUGAAUGCUUACAGGGUUCUCUUUGAUGAGAAUGGUGAUCCACGGCUUUCUUGCUUUGGUAUGAUGAAAAAUAGCAGAGAUGGAAAAAGUUACAGCACAAAUCUUGCCUAUACACCUCCUGAGUAUCUAAGAAAUGGAAGGGUUACUCCUGAAAGUGUUAUCUUCAGCUUUGGGACUGUCCUUCUGGAUCUCCUUAGUGGAAAGCAUAUUCCUCCAAGUCAUGCUCUGGAUAUGAUACGGGGUAAAAAUAUUCCCCUAUUAAUGGAUUCACAUUUGGAAGGAAACUUCUCAACUGAGGAGGCAACUGUGGUUUUUGAGCUUGCCUCACAAUGCUUGCAGUAUGAACCUAGGGAGCGGCCAAGUCCUAGAAACCUUGUUGAGACGCUUGCGCCACUUCAAAAUAAACCGGAUGUCCCAUCUUAUGUGAUGCUUGGAAUUCCAAAGCACGAGGAGGCACCUCCUACACCACAACACCCUCUUUCUCCAAUGGGUGAUGCCUGUACACGAAUGGACCUCACAGCUAUCCAUCAGAUUUUAGUAAUGACACACUAUAAAGAUGAUGAAGGAACCAAUGAGUUAUCUUUCCAAGAAUGGACACAACAAAUGAGAGAUAUGCUUGAGGCAAGAAAGCGUGGGGACUUAGCAUUCCGUGACAAAGAUUUUAAAACAGCCAUAGAUUGUUAUUCGCAGUUUAUAGAUGUGGGAACCAUGGUAUCCCCAACUGUUUAUGCACGGCGGAGUCUUUGCUAUCUUCUCUGUGAUCAACCCGAUACCGCCCUCCGGGAUGCAAUGCAAGCACAAUGUGUCUAUCCAGACUGGUCAACUGCCUUCUACAUGCAGGCAGUUGCCCUGGCCAAGCUAGACAUGCACAAGGAUGCAGCUGACAUGUUGAAUGAAGCUGCAGCACUUGAAGAAAAACGGCAACGGGGCGGGAGAGGAUCCUGAAACCAAAUCCUGUAAUAUUCUUUAAUAAUUAUGCUCAAAUCAAUUGCUAUUGUUGUUGUAACAGAAAAAAAAAAAAAAAAAAAAAAAACGUAUUGCUUUUAGUAUGAUCUGAUGGGAAUAUCACCCAAAGGUGUAUGAUAGACAGAUGCUUGUUCUUUUACAAGAUUCAUGCUGAUUUUUUUUCCCAAA